GGCUUUCCCUUUCUCCAAUCAGGCAUGCGUUUGUUGCAAGGCCGGUUGUGAAGGGGUAGCGUCUGUGAGUGGAGAUGGCCACGGCAGCGGGGCUGGUCCCAGUCUGGCUCUAGUCUCCUCUCCUCAGCCUGCGCUUAUGGCGCUUAGUUUCAGGCGAGGCCGGAAGGGCCCCUUUAAACAUAUAGCUCAUGGCCUGGUCCCUGCUGCUACCAUAGCUCCUAAACCUGCAGUUCCCCGCACCCCUCCCCCUCGUAGUCCAAACCCUUCUCCAGAAAGGCCCAGAUCUGCCCUAGCAGCAGCUAUUCUAGUGACAACUUUAACUGGGCGUACCGUUGCUAUUCCCCAGCCUCGUCAACGAUCACUUUCUGAAAGUGAUACCAGCUGUUUGGAACAAGAGUGUUUUAUUGAGCCCUAUGCCACAGUCACUGAGCUCAAACUGGGGCCCAAUUGGAAGCAUGAUGAUAGUGAAAGAUCUCCUGUGCAGUCACUGGAUGUGUCAGGCAAUCUUUGUGAAGAUGAGGACAUGGACACAUAUCUUUCAGAGACAGAAAAAGAGCCAGAGCACAACUAUCAGGGUACAGAGAAAAGAGAGGAAAGCUUCAGCAAUGAUGCUAUUUAUGCUGUUCCCUAUAAAAAUAAAAAGGUAAAGCUUCCAGUAUCUUCUAGUGUUGAUCUUGAUGAGAAUGAAAUUUCAUCCCAUGAAGCUGCAUUUCCGAUUUUAGUAGACCAGUCAAAUAUACAAGUGGAAGAAGAUGAACCUCCUGUUUUGAAUUUAAAGGAGCAAAAACUGGCAGUUGAAAAUCCACUAAGCGAAAAGCCUCCACCGUCCCCAGAUGUAUCUGUUCGGGCAAGACAAGGACAGAUGGAGACAACUAAAGAGAAGUUCCAAGAACUAAAAAAAGAAAAUUGGUCUCUAAUCAAUGCAAAUCAGACUAUGGCCCUACAACUUGAGGAACUAAAACAACAAAUAAAGGAACUACAGUUAAAACUUAAGACACUGGAAAAAGAAAAUAAAAAAUGUAGAAAAGCUGCAGAAAGUUCACAUAAGGAAGAAGAAGUUGCAGAAUUGCUUUCAUUGAGACAACAAGCUCAGGAACUGGUAGACGAAAAUGAUGGUUUGAAAAUGACUGUCCAUCGUUUGAAUGUGGAAUUGAGUCGCUAUCAAACCAAAUUCAGGCCGUUGUCCCAAGAUGAGAAUAUAAAAAUUGGAGGUCUGCCAACGAAAGGGCCACCCCCUCCCUGGCUGCUGGAUAUGAAAUACUUGUCACCUCUCCUAUUGGCAUAUGAAGACAGAAUGCGAGAAAAGGAGGAUUUAAAUCUUGCACAUGAGGAGGACAUGAAGAAGUUUAGGAUACGAGUUGAAGAAUUGGUGAAGGAGAAUGAACAACUGCACCAGCAAUUAAAUAAAAAUAGUUCCAUUACCCUGAAGGAAUGGCAGCAGCUGCAAACUCAGGCAAAGCUGGUUUUGGAAGAAAAUGGAGUGUUGAUGGAGCAACUUGAAAUUCAGCAGGCUAAAGCAAAGGAGAGUUACAACCAACAUCUUCAGGAAGUUUCAAAAUUGACCAAACAGCUAAUGGUUUUGGAAGUUAAGAAACAGAGCCAGGAAGAGGAGAUAUCAGAGAAUCAGAAGCAGCUGAAGUCUUUAUGCUCCACAUGUGAAGAACUGAAAGCAAAUCUGAAUGGCAGAGUAACAGCAGAGGAGCAUGUUGCUUUGGUAAAUGCAUUAAGAAGUCAGUUGCAACAGGAACAGGAAAAGCAAAGUGCUGAGCUGCAAGAUCUAAUGGAAAGGCUAGCAUCAUUGCAAGCACAGAAAAAGAGCCUGCUCUUAGAGAAAAAUGACCUAGUUGCUGAAAACAAGAUCCUGGAAGCUGAGCUGAAAAUGGCACAAAAGACAAAUAGGAAAUCACAGAAGAAAAUAUGUCUUCUGAAACAGCAGUUGGGAGAAGCAAUGGAAAAGGAAGUGGCAGCUCAUCAGUACUUAGCAAAUCUUAUUAGCUUGGCAGAGAAUAUAAGUCAGGAACGUGACCAUCUUAUACAUUUGGUGCCACAUACCAAGUCAAAAUGUCAUUCAGUGACUGAGCACAAAGCUCAUAUUUUUGUGAUGCUGGCCAAAUGCUUGGAAAGUGAGAAGCAUGGAGUUCUGAACAAAAUAAUAGAAGGGAAUGUACGCUUAGGAAGAUUAGAAGAGAAGGUUCGGGUAUACAAAAAGAAAGCUGCUGGGAAGCUUGGAGACAUCAAUCUCAAAAUGACGGCGCAAGAGAAGGAAUUUGCUGGGAAGGCUUCUCAGUACCAGCGUGAAAUGAAGCACCUCCAGCGACUGCUGCAAGACAAGCAAGAAACCCUUGAUGAAGUGCUGCAGCAGAAAAGAGAAGUGGAAGGUGAACUUGAAAUAGUUUGGGAAUCUACCUCCAAAGAGAACCGGAGAAUGAAAGAAUUCUUGCAUAAAUCUCUGGAGAAGAAGAACAUGUGGAGCACUGUCCGAGUUUAUGAAUCAUAUUUAGAUGAAAUCUCUCAGAAGGACUUUAUUUCUGGAUAUGAUUUUAGCUACUGUGAUGUGAAACCAUCAUCACCCACAAAAAAUCAAAGUAAACAGGAACCUCCGUGUUAAGGCCAAAGGUGCCUCUACGUCUUGCACAAGAAAAGAUGAUCCCAAAGAAACAAAACAAGAAUGGCUCUACAUCUGAAUUAGACUCUCCUCAACCACAAAAUAUAUUACAACAAAAAAGCAUUUAUGCUCCUUGAUACUGAUAUAUACGUUAACUGGAAUUGAUAAUAGCAUAUUCUCGCUCUCGUGGAGUUAUAUUUUUAGUAUAGAUUUUAAUAUUAUUGAUGUCAUUUUAUAAAAGGCCACUGCUAAUCCAGUAGAAAUGUAGUAUAGCACUAGUCACGACUCUAAAGCCGGCAGUACUUAUCAAAUUAAAGGGAUAAAUAAUUGCAGAGCAUGGCAUUCUAAUUGCCAGACUCAGAGCACAUAAAUCCUAGGGUUACUAUUUCCUAUUCAUUUGUUUUGUAGCAGAGACUCUCCUAUAUGGUAAAUAAUGCUUACGUUUUUAUAUGGUUUAAUUGAAAUGCUAGUAGUUUUCAUCUAUAAAAAUCCCAUACAGUUGUUUAAGUAUCCAAAAUGUGGAGAUUUAAUCAAACAAAAUACAUAGAAAACAUCUGCAAUGUCUAAUCUUUAUUUCACUGUUUGUAAAGUACUUUAAUAUCCUUGGAUGCAAAGUGUUACUAUUAGGAUUGAUUGUCUUACAGAAUCUCUGCCCACUACCUGGAGAAAGAGAGAGGAAGUGCCAACGGCGUAGGGAAUUUGGGGACAAGGCAGGGGCAAGUUAGUGGCACCACAUCCCCUGCUACCUCACAGACAUCCAAGUGGGAGUUAGUCCUGCUUGAAUCCAUGACUGCUUAUGAAUAGUUAUAGAGGGAUCCAACCAGCAGCAGCACAUUUCCUGAUGGAGUUGUGCUGCCAAGGGGAUGGAAAAUCAGAAGAGGCAUGAGUCAUCCCCAGGAUCAGGCGGCUUUGCCCUCUGCAAAUUCAACAGCAUCUGAAACCACUUCCCCUUUAAGGGAAAAUUUGCAGGGAACCCCUCAAUUUUUUCCGCUCUAGCUAGACCCCUUCACAGAGUUCGUUGCAGCAGGGGGAAGUCUGCCCCAUUAGUAUGAUACGUUUAUUGUCAUAUUUGACAGCAAUUGCACAUUGUAGUAACCAAAGCUCAAAGUUGGUAUAAAGUGAAGGGUUUUAUUUCACAAUUUAUACAAGUAUGUUUGAUCUUUCUGCAAUUUUUUAGCUUGCUGCCUAAUUUUAUUACCCUAGCUAAAGAACUGACAACUGUUUGUGAACUGAAAACAAAAAAGUGAAAACAAUACUUCUUAAAUGUGUAAAUCUACAACAUAUAUAAUCUCGUAUUGCUUGUUGACAGGAACUAAACAGCAAAAAUAAAAUUAGGGAAACAAAGGUCCCUUAAAAUGAACAUAAAAAAAAGAAAAUGUACUCCAAUUGGUGUGGAUCUGAGAGAAUUCACUAUUUACUAGAGUCUUCUACUUCACAUUAAGGGCCUCACUUAGGAAAGCAUUGGUAUUCAGGAAGGAGGGCUUAAACAAGGGUGAAAAGAAAAAUGUACAAGCAGCAGAGUUUACACGCCAAAAUAGAGAUGAACCACGGACUCCAUGAAGUCCAAUAGCAAAGCGUCUAGUGAUUUUUGCAUGGAAGGUGCUCAGAUACUAGUGAGGGUGGACAUAUGGAACACUAUGGGUAUGUCUACACUGCCAAAAAACUCUAGGUAGCAUGUCUGAGAGACCUAGUCAAGUGACUUGGGCUCAUGCUAUGGAUCUAAAAAUAGCAGUGUAGACACUGCCUCUUGGGCUGGAACUCAGGCCUCUGAGACCUGCUCUGCUUUGCCCGGUUUCAAAGCCUGAGCAGGAAUGUCUACACUGCUAUUUUUAGUCCCAUAGUGCAACCCCAGUAAGCCCAACUCUGUUGACCUGGACCUAAGACUUGCUACUGCAGGGGUUUGGGUUUUUUUUUUGCA
Messenger RNA from Mauremys mutica (yellowpond turtle), 4523 nucleotides. RefSeq names its product centrosomal protein 89 (gene CEP89). The coding region runs from base 137 to 2608 and encodes 823 amino acids. Gene Ontology annotation, biological process: cilium assembly; mitochondrion organization; chemical synaptic transmission. The record is from RefSeq and is a predicted model, not a curated record. Lineage: Eukaryota; Metazoa; Chordata; Testudines; Geoemydidae. The transcript is spliced from 20 exons. Gene Ontology annotation, cellular component: ciliary transition fiber; centriole.